This is a messenger RNA of Vicia villosa (hairy vetch), 1438 nucleotides long. RefSeq names its product probable F-box protein At4g22030. The coding region runs from base 82 to 1371 and encodes 429 amino acids. The transcript has a single exon. The record is from RefSeq and is a predicted model, not a curated record. NCBI's taxonomy places the organism in Eukaryota, Viridiplantae, Streptophyta, Magnoliopsida, Fabales, Fabaceae.
AUCAACAACAACAACAACACAAAACUUCUUCAACACAAACAACAACAACAACAAACAUCUAUCUAACCUUAAUCACAUAACAUGGCUUCAUUAAAAGUAUCAUCUAUUCUUUCUUCUUCAAUUUCAGCAUCUUCCUCAGAAAGAAUCAAAUCCUCUUUCCAUGUCCCAAAACUUCCUAAAAACAUUUCUAUAGCUCCAAAAACAAGACCAAGCAGAAAGCUAUAUGAGGAAUUAAACGGUCAACUAACACACACAAUCCCAAUAAUCAUCCAACAAAAUGAUUUUCACUCAUCCAAUAAAUCCUCUCUUUCUCCAUCAUCUAAAACCAAAACCAUUACUCAACUCUAUGCUAUUCUUGAAUCCGUAUCCGACAGAAUAGAAAUGCAUCAAAACAUCGCCGAACAACACAAUAACUGGAACACCCUUCUAUUAAACUCCAUCAACAUGAUCACUCUCACCGCCUCCGCCAUGGCAGGUAUCGCAGCCAUUAGCGGCUCAGGCGCGUCUCUUCUAGCCCUUAAAUUAUCUUCCGCACUUUUGUUCUCAGCUUCAACGGGUAUGCUAGUCAUCAUGAACAAAAUCCAACCUUCACAACUGGCUGAGGAGCAAAGAAACGCAACAAGAUUGUUCAAACAGCUCAAGUCCCAAAUCGAAACCACAAUCGCAUUAGGCAAUCCCACAGAGAAGUAUAUAAAGGAUACAAUCAAAAAAGUUAUAGCACUUGACAGAGCUUAUCCUCUUCCUUUGUUAGGAGUUAUGAUUGAAAAGUUCCCUCAAAAAUAUGAACCUGCAAAUUGGUGGCCUGCAAAAAACUCACCUAGAAGAAGCAACAAGCAAAAUAAUGAAACAAAAGAAAAAGGGUGGAAGAAAAAUGGAUGGAAUGAAGGGUUAGAAAGUGAAAUAAAAGAUGUGUUACAAGUUAUGAAGAGAAAAGACAUGGAAGAUUAUGAGAGAUUAGGAAACUUGGUGUUGAAAGUUAACAAAACAUUGGCAAUUGCAGGGCCUUUGCUAACUGGAAUUGCAGCUGUGGGGUCCACUUUUGUUGGCCAAGGUUCAUGGACAGAUAUGAUACCUGUUAUGGCUGGAGCAUUGGCUACAACUGUAAAUUCUUUUGAGCAUGGUGGACAAGUUGGGAUGGUUUCUGAGAUGUAUAGAAACUGUGGUGGAUUCUUUCAAAUGAUGGAGAAUUCAAUUCAAGAGAAUAUAUUAGAGGAAGAUGAAGAAGAAAGAGAGAAUGGAGAGUUGUUUGAAAUUAAGUUGGCUUUGAAAUUGGGAAGAAGUUUGUCACAAUUGAGAGAUCUUGGUAGAAAAGCAGCCUAUUCUCGUGUAGAGGGAACUAAUGUUGAUGAAUUUGCUAGCAAGCUGUUCUAAGUAUUUUUGUUUUUUCUUCUUGAUCUAACUUAACCAUUCUUUGAAUCAAUUAUGAUUAUUUCUAACA